AAGACGCGUUGCUGAAACCAUCAGGCUACCCGGAAUUGUCACUUAAUGACCCACUCUAUUUCCUAAUGGUAUAUAGCAGCACCAUAUACCGUCACUUGAUCAAAAUGGGCUCUAACAUCAUCAUAUACCCAAAAGAUCAAGAGAGCAGGACUGCGGCUGGUGAUGGGAGUUGUGAAUAGUCAGUGUCACACCAUGACUUCAUCAUGGCGAAUGUACACAGUCUCACCUGGGAGUGCUGCUGUCGUGGGCGGUCACUAUUACAGGAAGUGUCUCAACUGUCGCCGCACACUUGUUUAACACUGCAGGUUGACAUGACAACGGAAGAGAUAGACGCGUUAGUUCAUGGGGAAAUCAUCCGUCAUGAUGCAUAUCCCUCACCUCUGGGCUAUGGACGCUUUCCAAAAUCUGUCUGUACCUCUGUAAACAACGUGCUCUGUCAUGGCAUUCCUGACAGCCGACCUCUUCAGGAUGGAGAUAUUAUCAACAUUGAUGUCACGGUAUAUUACAAUGGCUACCAUGGAGAUACUUCGGAAACCUUUUUGGUGGGCAAUGUGGAUGAACGUGGUAAAAAGUUAGUCGCGGUUGCCAGGAGGUGUAGAGAUGAAGCAAUUGCAGCCUGCCGAGCUGGGGCCCCCUUCUCUGUAAUUGGAAACACAAUCAGCCAUAUAACUCAUCAGAACGGUUUGCAAGUCUGUCCACAUUUUGUGGGACAUGGGAUAGGAUCAUACUUUCAUGGACAUCCAGAAAUUUGGCAUCAUGCUAAUGACAAUGAUCUGACCAUGGAGGCGGGCAUGGCUUUCACAAUAGAGCCAAUCAUCACUGAGGGGUCCCCAGAGUUUAAAGUCAUGGAGGACGAGUGGACUGUGGUCUCACUGGACAACCAAAGGUCUGCACAGUUUGAGCACACGGUCCUUAUCACGGCCAGCGGCGUGGAGAUCCUGACCAAACUGCCUCAAGAAGCCUGAGAAUCUAUCAGCAAGGCCACCGAGGCCCAGGGCCUGUUGUCUUAAGGAGACCUUUGAGAAUGAGUUACCAACCACAGGCCACCUAGGAGCCUCAGGAAAAACUACAGUGAGGACAAGGGCUUUGGCGACUCAGUCUGCGGCCUGCAAGGGCCCCUGAAGAACCACCUUCCUGGGCAGGUGGUUUGCCUUUUCCGAGAUUCUAAUUCUGAUUUUCCUGAAAUCUAUUCCAGAUUUUAUCCAAGUUAAACAACAACAACAACAACAACGACCAAAAACAAAACAAAUAAAA
This is a messenger RNA of Onychomys torridus (southern grasshopper mouse), 1254 nucleotides long. RefSeq names its product methionyl aminopeptidase type 1D, mitochondrial (gene Metap1d). The record is from RefSeq and is a predicted model, not a curated record. Gene Ontology annotation, biological process: proteolysis. The coding region runs from base 204 to 965 and encodes 253 amino acids. The transcript is spliced from 7 exons. Lineage: Eukaryota; Metazoa; Chordata; Mammalia; Rodentia; Cricetidae. Gene Ontology annotation, molecular function: metalloaminopeptidase activity.